AUGUAUGGCAGUUCGCAGAGGGGCGACACCCUGCCCGAAAGUUGGACCCAUGAGAGAUUCUUUCUCGUGCCAGCAAAGCCCUACCUGGUGCCUGGUUCCGUCGUUGGCCUGUACAACGAGCGAUCUCAGAACUACCUGCGAUUGAGACACUGGGACAUGGAUGGCCACCGGCCGCCCAACCCCCCGAAUUUUCCUUCAAACUGGGGCUGGGAGAAAUUCAAAGUUCUCGAUGCUGGCGCUGGUCGGGUGGGCUUGUGGAACUACGUCCAUAGAAAGAUGAUCAAGAUG
Molecule: messenger RNA, 288 nt
Organism: Symbiodinium necroappetens
Lineage: Eukaryota; Dinophyceae; Suessiales; Symbiodiniaceae
Source: the annotation of a GenBank genome assembly